AGGAGACAGAGAUGCCAGGAGACUGAGCAGCAUCACCGACCGUCAGCCAGCCUCAGCACCUGAUCACCAGAUUCGACCCGGGAAUCAGCACCGGGACGCCUCUCAGGCCCUGCCCGCCCCGCAGCGCGUCAGUCCCGGCUUCGAUCUGCGGAGAGACCCGCCGGAGAGACGCGGAGGAGAGAGAGAGAAGCGGCGGCAUCUGGAGCGGAGGAUGCUCUGGGGUUUCCCAGCAGGCCUGUGAAGAUGAGUGUGACUUCCUGGUUCCUGGUGAGCAGCUCGGGGACUCGGCACCGCCUCCCCAAAGAGAUGAUCUUCGUGGGCCGAGAGGACUGCGAGCUCAUGCUGCAGUCUCGCAGCGUGGACAAACAGCACGCCGUCAUCAACUACAACCCAACGACAGACGAACACCUGGUCAAAGACCUGGGCAGCCUCAACGGGGUAAUACACACUAUAUACUACACACACACUACACACACUACACCUGGUCAAAGACCUGGGCAGCCUCAACGGGUUGUGGGGGAUUGUGUUUCUUUAACCUCUUCUUCACAUUCUCACAUCUACGUUUUGGAGAAAAGUCAACACAAAGUCCCGGAGGAGGCUCUGAAGCAUGAGAAGUACAGCAGCCAGCUGCAGAUCAGUCUGAAGGCUUCAGAGGACCGAGCAAGAGCCGAGAAAACUCAGAGUACCAAAAGUUCACAAGAGGCUCCAGUGUCUCGGCCCACCCCUCUGUAUGGUCAGCCAUCUUGGUGGGGAGAGGAGGAUUAUGGGAGUAAAGUUCAGAGCAGCGAUGAACCUCAUGCAGAAGUCCAGAAAGACGUUUCUUCGUUGGAUCCUGACUUCCUGUCCGACUCGGGACCAAAGACCGUGUUCCCUUCGUACCACCGCGAGCCCAGCUACUUCGAGAUCCCCACCAAAGACUUCCAGCCCCCGAAAACGCCGGCGGGGGCGGAGCUUCACGAGAUCCCCACCAAAGACACUGACCCGCCCACGCCGCCUGCCGUCCAGAGCCACGCCUCCUUCACCAUCGAGUUCGACGACUGCACGCCGGGGAAGAUGAAGAUCAAAGACCACGUGACCAAGUUCUCCACUCGCCAGAGGAAGGCCCCGCCCACCGCCACCACAGCCACGCCCACAGACGUGAUGUCAGCACAGAGCAAGGUGGCUGAUUGGCUGGUGCACAGCGACGUGACCAUGAUGCGGAGACGGCCCACUUGUGAAGAUGUUUACAGCACCAAGAGCGACCUCGCCAUAAACACCAAAAACCUCAAAGGGCAUCACCAUGACGACGGGACCCAGAGUGACUCGGAGGACCCGGAUCUGAAAGGACGGCGGAGUAAAUCCCAGCGCUCUCUGCAGUCCCACCAGUCCGUCCAAUCAAAGUCUGUCCGAUCAGAGUCCGUCCAAUCAGAGUCCGUCCAAUCAGAGUCCGAGGCGUCUCAGCCAACGGUCCGGUCGGUUCUGUCUGCGGCCUGCCAGUCGGUCCCGUCUGGACCGGCGCCGGCCUCCCCAGUGGCCCCCGAGCGCCCCCUGUCCCAGAGUCCACCACAGGCCACCGAGACCCCCAAACAGGCUCCGCCCACACCGGCGCCCGAGCACCUGACCCAGCAGGCCUUCAUCAUUGAGUUCUUCGAUGACAAUCCGCGCAAGAAGCGCUCGCAGUCCUUCACGCACAACCCGGCCCACGGCGACUCCUACUCGGCCCUGAAGGCCAAGCUGGAGCGCCGGAAGGGCGGCGAGCGGCCGGCGUCGGUGCACGGCCACGCGCCCGCCACCCAGCAGGUCACGGUUCCUCUGAAGGGCCCGGGCCACGCCGCCACUCAGCGGUCCAGCUCUCUGAAGAGGGAGAAGACAGACGGAGAGUCGGCCUCUCGCUCCUCCUCCGGUGUGAGCAUCAGGCCCUUCGGCAGCGUGGGGAAGAAGUCCAAGCUGGCUCAGGAGUUCGCUGCUGAACUCCUGAAGGAUUCUGGCCGACACGAUAGCUCCCCAACGAGGGACAACAUGUCCCCUCCCCCGAUGUCUGCACCGCCGGUGAUGGUGUCACCUCCGCAUGCAGGAAUCCCCUCCCCCCCUGCGCCGUCCUCCCCCCAUUCCCCCAUACAGCCUCCAGCCAUCACAAAGUCCUUGACCCCCUCCAACGCUGCUGUCCACACCUCUCCGGUCCACUCCCCCACGCUGCCCCUGGGCAUCCGGGCCGGAGACCCCAAAGCUUCGCCCCUGGCGGUCCGCGCCGGAGACCCCAAAGCUUCACCCCUGGGCAUCCGGUCCGGAGACCCCAAAGCUUCGCCCCUGGGAGUGAUGAUGAGGGGCGAGGAAGAUGACAGCCUGAGUGACGCCGGGACUUACACCAUCGAGACGGAGACGCAGGACAGAGAGGUGGAGGAGGCUCGCAACAUGAUUGAUCAGGUUCAACCUGCUCACGCAGCCGGACUCGAAGGACCUAAAUGGGUUUCCUGUUGGGCCAGUCUGGCCGACGGCUUCGCCAAACCGGGAUCCACUCCGCCGCACGGGGAAUGUCUGGAAGAUUUGCGCUUCAUGAACCGUUCGAUGGGAAACUUCAGCUACGAUACCUCGGAGCCGGAGUCCAGAACCAGGAGGCUGCUGCCCCAGGUUCCCCCCGAGAAACUGGACCCUGUCCCCCCGAGUAUCCUGAUCCGCCAGGAACCGUCCCGCGGCCGGGACCAUCUGGACAGAGUCCGCGCCCCCCACCCACAGGACGGAGCCCAGCGCCUGGCGGUCCUGGACGAUGUGGACCCGGACAGCCUGAGCGACGCCAGCCGCUCCGACGACGGUUCUGUUCUGGAGAAAACAAAGAAGAAUCUAUCCGGGAUCAGUUCUUUGUCUCCGGGGGCCACCGGGCCUCAGUCCAAGGUCCCAGAUAAACUGUCUCCAGCCUCCAAAUCUUCCAAAUCCACUUGCUUCUACAUCGGUUCUGAUGUAGACGGUCCAGGCAAACCUGACCACCACCCUGCCCGGAGCCCGGUACAGUCCGAGAGGACAAAACCUCCCGCGACCACCGUCCUGAUCCGACACCUGAGCGGACACGAACCCCGGCGGACGGGCGUCAAACCUAACAGCUCGGCGCCAAACCUGCGGCAGCAGGACGGGGACUCCGUCCCGGCUAGAGACGGCUGUGUGUCUCCCAUCGUGCGGCAGGAGAGCUUCACCAAAGACCGCCCCAGCGACACCGUCCAGAUGAAGAAGCUUCCCCACAUUUCCAGCCAGCCGUCCCUCAGAGACAUGGAGCGGAGACGGGACGUCCCGGACUCGCAGUCCUCUCUGCAGAGACAGGACAUGCCAGACAUGCAGCCCUUCCAGCAGAGACAGGACAUCCCAGACAAGCAGUCCACCCUGCAGAGACGGGACAUCCCAGACAUGCAGUCCUUCCAGCAGGACGCCGACGGGACUCUGUCCUCGCUGGACUCUGCGUUCCCGUCGUCUGGCUCGGGGCGCAGCUCCAAGAAAGGGGGUUCCUCCACCCACAUGGACGACUCUCUCUCGGGGGAGUCCGACGUGGACACGGCCAGCACGGUCAGCCAGGUGAGCGGUAAAAACGCUCCAGCGAGUUCUGCGUCUAAGAAGCGUCCCGCCAUCAGCGGCCUGCAGAAGGAGAAGUCCUCUUCCAGCCCGUCCAUCCCGGAGAAGGGACGACAACUCUCGGCACGCGAACGGCUUUCUGAGAAACGACGACACCACCAGACGACCACGGAAACGUCCAGCAAGGCGGAAGCGGCAAAGCGCCUGCAGACUCGGCGCAGCGCCGGCAACCGCGGGUCUCUGGAUCUGUCGGAGGGUUCGGCUGCACACUGGAACGAAACGGCCUCAUCGGACCAUGAAGUGUCUCGUCCGUCUAACCGUAGCAAGAAACUCAUCGCGCCUCUUCAGAAAGAAGACAACGGAAAGACGCCGAAGACGCAGAAUCAGCAGGUCCUGACCCGUUCCAACAGCCUGUCGGCGCCGCGGCCGACACGGGCGUCCAUGUUGCGCCGCGCGCGCCUGGGCGAAGCCUCGGAUAACGAGGGCGCAGAGACGGACCGCGGCUCGCAGAACUCGGACGCCGGGCAGCCCAGAGGGUCCACCGAGGGGAAGAAGCUGUCCCGACUGGACAUCUUGGCCAUGCCGAGGAAGAGGACCGGGUCAUUCACCACGCCCAGCGACAGCGAAGCGCCCGUCACGGGCCGAAACGCCUUCUCCAAUCGCAGCUCAGAGUCCGCAGCUAGCGGCAGGAAGACGUCCGUGGGCGACGGACGCCAGGCGGCGAGCAAAGGGGGCGGAGCUCCGGGGAAACAGACACUGACCCGAACCAGGUCCAGCGGAGCCAAGUACCCAAUCACCAGUUCUCGCCGCAGACAGAAAGGCUCCGACUUCUCCUCCUCGUCGGAGGAGGAAUACGAGACCAAGCGCUCCUCCCAUCCCUCCACUUCCUGCCAGACGCCACGCCACAGGACGCCAGGCGCCGCCCGGUCCAAGUCUGUCUCCGUGGAGACGGAGGAGGACGAGGACCCCAGCGAGGUCGACCCGUACCAGAACUGGUCCACGCACAGCGCCGAGAUCGCCAAGCUGAGUCAGGACCUGGCCAAAGAUCUGGCCAUCCUGGCGAAAGAGAUCCACGAUGUAGCCGGAGACGGAGACUCACCGGGCACCGGCGUGGGCGCCGCCACCUCGCCGGGCUCGCUGCCCAACACGCCAUCUACCAUCUCUGCUAGGGAGGAGACGCCAUCUUUUCCAUCCUCGCGGGGGGCUCGUCCAUCUCAGCUGGUCCAACAUAUCCCCGAGGCCAGUUUAAACUUCCAGAAGGUUCCUCCCGGUUCUGCAGUCGUCUCGGACCUGGACGCUAACAUGAACGAGCCGGAGGCCGCUUCUAAGCAACGCCGUCCGUGGAACCGCCAAGAGGUGAUUCUGGACAACCUGAUGCUGAAUCCCGUGUCUCAGCUCUCUCAGGCCAUCCGCGAGAACACGGAGCAGCUCGCUGAAAAAAUGAAGGUUUUGUUCCAGAACAAGGCGGAGGUUUGGGAGGAGAUCGAGGCGAAGAUCAACGCUGAGAAUGAAGUCCCCAUCCUGAAAACCUCCAACAAGGAAAUCACCUCCAUUUUACAGGAGCUGAGAAGAGUCCAGAGGCAGCUGGAAGUUAUAAACACCAUCGUGGAGCCUGGUGGCGUUCUGCAGCCGGCAGCGGUCGGGACACCGUCCCGCGGCCAGACUCGGACGUCCUCCAGAGACAAGAAACCCGCCGCCAAACCCCGCGGUGCUCCCGCCACCAACGCCAAUGAAAGCACCAAAAGAGCACCGCGUGGACCGGACGGGGCGCACUACAUGGCCUGAACGGGCCACCGUAGCUUCUCUGGAGUCUGGAGACACUGUGUGUCCACACCGCUGUCCCGUCCAACCAUCGGUAACCAUCGAUUACCAUCAGUUACCAUCACCCAGGUUACUUUCUGUAGCGCCCAGAGAGGCAGGAGUUACUUUCUGUAGCGCCCAGAGAGGCAGGAGUUACUUUCUGUAGCGCCCAGAAGUUACCUUCUGUAGCGCCCAGAAGUUACUUCUGUAGCGCCCAGAAGUUACUUCUGUAGCGCCCAGAAGUUACGUUCUGUAGCGCCCAGAAGUUACUUCUGUAGCGCCCAGAAGUUACCUUCUGUAGCGCCCAGAAGUUACCUUCUGUAGCGCCCAGAAGUUACUUCUGUAGCGCCCAGAAGUUACUUCUGUAGCGCCCAGAGAGGCAGAAGUAACUUCUGUAGCGCCCAGAAGUUACCUUCUGUAGCGCCCAGAAGUUACUUCUGUAGCGCCCAGAAGUUACUUCUGUAGCGCCCAGAAGUUACGUUCUGUAGCGCCCAGAGAGGCAGAAGUAACUUCUGUAGCGCCCAGAAGUUACUUCUGUAGCGCCCAGAAGUUACUUUCUGUAGCGCCCAGAAGUUACUUUCUGUAGCGCCCAGAAGUUACUUUCUGUAGCGCCCAGAAGUUACUCUCUGUAGCACCCAGAAGUUACUCUCUGUAGCACCCAGAAGUUACUCUCUGUAGCGCCCAGAAGUUACUCUCUGUAGCACCCAGAAGUUACUUUCUGUAGCGCCCAGAAGUUACUCUCUGUAGCACCCAGAAGUUACUCUCUGUAGCGCCCAGAAGUUACUUCUGUAGCGCCCAGAAGUUACCUUCUGUAGCGCCCAGAAGUUACUCUCUGUAGCGCCCAGAGAGGCAGAAGCUUUCUAGACUAGUUCGGCUUUUUUUAUUGUGUUGUUCGCAGUUUCCAUAUGGCAAGAAAAUCAUUUAAGACAAAUGUUCUGCAAAGAUGGUAUUCAUGUGUUGGCGGUGGUCAACCUGUUCUCUCUCCCAACUCGUAAAUACUGAUGCUUGUUCAGCCGCUAACAAAACGUCAGAAAUGUAGCAGAAAAACGUUGAAAGAAGCGACGAAAACAGCGGGUAAAAAGCAACGAAAACGUUGAAAGAAGGGACAAAAAAGUAGAAAAACGGCAACAAAAAUGCUGGAAAACUGACAACAACUUCGGGGAAAGAAAUGCCUGUAUGUGAGGUAGUAGUUUAAAGACAGACAACAGUAGAGAGUAGUGGAAGAAGUACUCAGAUUACUGCAGUACUAAUCAUCUCAGCUGGACUUGUAGGCCGUUAUA
Messenger RNA from Perca fluviatilis (European perch), 6614 nucleotides. Its product is annotated as centrosomal protein of 170 kDa protein B-like. NCBI's taxonomy places the organism in Eukaryota, Metazoa, Chordata, Actinopteri, Perciformes, Percidae. The record is from RefSeq and is a predicted model, not a curated record. Gene Ontology annotation, molecular function: protein binding.